AUGAGCAGCCGCCCCCUGAAGGAGAUGUCCGAAACCCACGGCCGUCCUCUCCUGGCAGAGCCUCUUUCCAGCAGGUACAAACUCUACGAGUCAGAGUUACCCAGCCCUACCUGGCCCUCCAGCCCCCAGGAUACACACCCGGCCCUGCCCCUCCUGGAAAUGCCGGAAGAAAAGGAUCUCCGGUCAUCCAACGAGGAGAGCCACAUCGUGAAAAUUGAAAAACCCAAUGAAAGGAGUAAAAGGAGAGAAAGUGGAGCAGCGCCCCGGGGCUCUGCAGGCCGGGGAGGCAUCAGCCUCUUCCAAGUAGUGAGCUACCUCACGGGCGAGAUGAAGGAGUGCAGGAGCUGGCUGAAAGAUAAGCCGCUGGCCCUCCAGUUCACAGACUGGAUCCUGAGGGGGGCUGCUCAGGUGAUGUUCGUCAACAACCCUCUCAGCGGGUUCAUCAUCUUCAUAGGGCUCCUGAUCCAGAAUCCCUGGUGGACGAUUGCUGGGGGUCUGGGGACAGUGGUCUCGACCUUAACUGCCCUCGCCUUGAGCCAGGACAGGUCUGCCAUCGCCUCCGGACUCCAUGGGUACAAUGGGAUGCUGGUCGGACUGCUAUUGACCGUGUUCUCCAAGAAGCUUGACUAUUAUUGGUGGCUUCUGUUUCCUGUGACCUUCACCGCCAUGGCCUGCCCAGUUCUCUCCAGUGCCCUGACUUCCAUCUUCAGCAAGUGGGACCUCCCAGUCUUCACGCUGCCCUUCAACAUCGCAGUCACCCUGUACCUGGCGGCCACGGGCCACUACAAUCUCUUCUUCCCCACGACACUGGUAGAGCCCGUGUCUGCAGUGCCCAACAUCACCUGGACGGAGAUUGAAGUGCCCUUGCUGCUGCAAGCCAUCCCUGUCGGAGUCGGCCAGGUGUACGGCUGCGACAAUCCCUGGACGGGCGGCGUGUUCCUGGUGGCUCUGUUCAUCUGCUCUCCACUCAUCUGCUUGCAUGCAGCCAUUGGCUCAAUCGUGGGGAUGCUGGCAGCCCUGACAGUGGCCACGCCCUUCGAGAUGAUCUACCUGGGCCUCUGGAGUUACAACUGCGUCCUCUCCUGCAUCGCCAUCGGCGGCAUGUUCUACGCCCUCACCUGGCAGACCCACCUGCUGGCCCUCGUCUGCGCCCUGUUCUGUGCAUACAUGGGAGCAGCCCUCUCCAACAUAAUGGCCGUGGUUGGCGUGCCACCAGGCACCUGGGCCUUCUGCCUCUCCACCCUCAUCUUCAUGCUCCUAACAACCAACAACCCCGCCAUCUACAAGCUGCCCCUCAGCAAAGUCACCUAUCCGGAGGCCAACCGCAUCUAUUACCUGACACUGAAAAGCACUGAAGAAGAGAAGUCCCCCAGUGGUGACGGUGGGGAGCAGCCAGUCGCGACGAGCCCCAAGGCCGAUGAGGGCUCGGAGGCUGUGGUCCCCAAGCCCAGGAGCGUGUUCCACAUCGAGUGGUCAUCCAUUCGGAGGAGGAGCAAAGUGUUUGGGAAAGGUGAACACCAGGAGAGGCAAACCAAAGACCCUUAUCCCUAUCAAUACCGAAAGCCCACGGUGGAGUUGCUGGAUCUGGACACCAUGGAGGAGAGCUCGGAGAUCAAGGUGGAGACGAGCAUCUCCAGGGUUUCCUGGGUCCAGAGCUACAUGGCUGCCAGCGGCAAGAGGAUCAGCAAUGCCCUGAGCUACGUCACAGGAGAGAUGAAGGAGUGUGGAGACGGCCUGAAAGACAAAUCCCCAGUGUUCCAGUUCCUGGACUGGGUCCUCCGGGGCACAUCUCAGGUGAUGUUCGUGAACAACCCCCUCAGUGGCAUCCUCAUCGUCCUUGGCCUCUUCGUCCAGAACCCCUGGUGGGCCAUCUCGGGCUGCUUGGGCACCAUCGUGUCCACUCUGACCGCCCUCAUCCUCAGUCAGGACAAAUCGGCCAUUGCGGCAGGACUUCAGGGAUACAACGGGGUGCUAGUGGGGCUGCUGAUGGCCGUGUUCUCAGACAAAGGCGACUAUUAUUGGUGGCUUUUGCUCCCUGUCAUCGUGAUGUCCAUGUCUUGCCCCAUCCUCUCCAGUGCCCUGGGCACCAUCUUCAGCAAGUGGGACCUCCCAGUGUUCACGCUGCCCUUCAACAUCUUGGUGACCCUGUACCUGGCGGCCACGGGCCACUACAACCUCUUCUUCCCCACGACCCUGCUGCAGCCUGCGUCCUCCGUGCCCAACAUCACCUGGUCGGAGAUCCAAGUGCCUCUGCUUCUGAGAGCCAUCCCUGUGGGAAUCGGCCAGGUGUACGGCUGCGACAACCCCUGGACUGGAGGCAUCUUCCUCAUCGCUUUGUUCAUAUCUUCGCCUCUUAUUUGCUUGCACGCUGCAAUCGGAUCCACCAUGGGGAUGCUAGCAGCUCUCACCCUGGCUACGCCCUUCGACUCCAUCUACUUCGGCCUGUGUGGCUUCAACAGCACGCUGGCCUGCAUCGCCAUCGGGGGCAUGUUCUACGUCCUCACCUGGCAGACGCACCUCCUGGCCAUCGCCUGCGCACUGUUUGCCGCCUACCUGGGUGCUGCCCUGGCUAACAUGUUAUCUGUGUUUGGAUUACCCCCCUGCACCUGGCCCUUCUGUCUCUCGGCGCUAACCUUCCUGCUCCUGACGACCAACAACCCUGCCAUCUACAAGCUUCCGCUCAGCAAAGUCACCUACCCAGAGGCCAACCGCGUCUAUUACCUGUCCCAGGAGAAAAAUAGAAGACCAUCGACCAUAACAAAGUACCAGGCCUAUGACGUCUCCUAAGAUGCCCCUUCCAAGACAUGUCACUGUAAA
This is a messenger RNA of Molossus molossus (Pallas's mastiff bat), 2817 nucleotides long. It is a transcript of the gene SLC14A2, whose product is annotated as solute carrier family 14 member 2. Gene Ontology annotation, biological process: urea transmembrane transport. The coding region runs from base 1 to 2787 and encodes 928 amino acids. The transcript has 19 exons. Gene Ontology annotation, cellular component: membrane. Lineage: Eukaryota; Metazoa; Chordata; Mammalia; Chiroptera; Molossidae. Gene Ontology annotation, molecular function: urea transmembrane transporter activity. The record is from RefSeq and is a predicted model, not a curated record.